AUGGCGCUGCACGACGUCAUCUUGGGUUUGGACUUGGGUAGCACUAGUCUGAGGGCAUAUCUCCAUUAUCCUGACAAAGACAUCGGCCAUUGUGUUGAGAACCGGGCCAGCAUCAAUAACACGCUCCGGUUCCAGCGUGGAGACUUCUCGUCCAAGGGACAUCCUUUCGACCAGAGCCGCUCGUCUACACAGGUCCUGCCGAUCUAUCUGGGCAACGAGAGCGACUCUGACAGACGGGCAGUAUCGCUCAAGUUUGCUUUCUACAUCUUCGCGGACGCGGGAGCGGAUCAACUGCAACAUUACUACGCCGUCCGCCCUCUCUUGCCUCGCAAGCAUGACGCCCGAUUCCGGUCGAGACUCUGGCGCGGCUUGCACGAACUCUUCGGCAAGGUCAGAGACCGUGUACAUGAAGUCUGCCAGGCCAAGCGGUUCAGACUCGCCUCGAUCGCCAUCACUGUGCCCGUGCAGUGGACACUCGACCUUGCGGACACUUACCGUGCUCUUGUCAGCCAAGUCUUUGAGCAUGAAAAGGACCAGAUCUCGUGCAUUACUGAGACGGAAGCAGCUGCUCAUUACCUUUUCAAGGAGUCGCUCCCAGAGUUGCUCGCCCGUCGAUCGCUCAACAAGAAUGAUCUCGUUCUCUUCCUCGACUUUGGCGGUCACACCAUGAACAGCUGUGCAUUUCACGUUGAGCAUGACAGCCAGCAUGAUCCUGUAUUCUACCAGGCUGUGAAGCCUAGUGGAGCUGGAGGAGGGAGCGAGCACUGGGAGUACUUGGUUGGCGAGGCUUGCGCCACCCUAGUUGCAGAAGAUGCGGCCGCGUGGGACGCGCGAACCUUGAGCACGAAAGACAGACAAGCUAUCCUUAACAGUUUCCAUCAGCAGAUAGACUUGUGUGGACCUGGCAGCAACAAAGGCUUCUACUUCAGAGCCAAUGAGAAGGAUAUGCGCCGCUUUCAUCUGAGCUCUGCAGUGAUUGACGACUGCUUCGAGAAAGCACUUGCUGGUCCACUCCGGCGCGCCGAGAAAGACAUGAUCAAGGUUGCCGCACGAUACAGCCAUGAUGUCCUCGUCGUCGUCACAGGUGGUACAUCGCAGCAUCAUGCUGUGCAGGACCGCAUUCGACAGAUGUGUGCAAAGCACGACAUCGAAAGAGAGCCCGUCUUUGCAGAUAGCCUUGAAAUCGCCUAUUCGUCUGCCAAGAUCGCCAAGGGAGCCACAUUCGCCUUGAGUAGCUCGCAAUCUGUCAAACAGUUCCUAGAAAACGGUGCUGCGAUUGGCCUGCAGACGCUUCAAGAUGGCAGCAAGAAGAACACACUCUGGGACGACAUCGCCCCUUUUCUCAUGAGCAAGGACCGUCAAGACUUCAAGUACGAGUUCUCAACCAAUGGUGCUGAUGAGUUCCGGCUCAUCUGCGAUCCAUUCUUCGAGCGACACUCCUUUGGAGGCAAGUUUUUGCACCACAGCAAGACCUACGAUCUUGCAGAUCUCGGCAAGCUCGCAGCAGGACGCUGGGCCAUCACGCUUUCGCUCGCGACAACAGAGCCGACUGGGGAGGUCCUCCUUCGCGUUCAGGCCGUUCACAAGCGUGUUGCUCACUGGAGCACCGGCAAGGCUAUCUCGCGGAAGCAUCGAGAUAUUCCCUUGUACUACAGCACGGGUGCCAACAGUGUUCUGCUACGCAGCGAAGACAUGGGCGAGGCUGCACUGUGCACGACCUUUGGAAACGGCCGCACAGAGGCUGCGACUCGGAGCCCGUUCUGGAGCGACUGGGAUUCAUUGGUGAUCACGACGCCUCCUGCUGCAGCAUCAGCCGAUUGGCUGGCUGAGUCGCACAGCUUGUCAAGCAUCUCCGUUGAAACAAUUGAUGACAUUGCCUGUGGCUCUUCAGUGGGAGACUGUUCGCCGGUAAUCACGAGCUCUCGUAAGGUACGGAUGCAGAACCGCGUUGUCAAGCCUUCACGGCGCAGUCCCGGCAUGCUGGCGCGCCGCAAGGCAGCCUCGCCAUCCAAGUAUGUGAUUUCUCUGGGAUCAAGUCCCAUAGCAUAAGGCGCUCCAAUACUCCAAGAUAGUGAGUGAACUCUAGGCGGGAUCGCUUGGGGAUGGCGAUCGUGUUACUCCCUGGGGCAGGACCUUGGUCAGUACUGGUGAGAGAUAAUACGGCCCGUUGUUGAGCCGUCUAGAUCUGCAAGGCUUGUGAGAUACGCCAGAGUCUGCUGAUGACUUUGGUGUUCAGGAGGUCAAGAUUCAGAAACGGGGCGAGAGUUACAGCAUUGUGAUGGAGCGUGAGAAAUCAUUUUGCGGUGCAACGCACAGAAUCAUACGGACGGAGGAACACGAAGGCAAGGACUAGACGGGAGAUGCUGCAGUCACGUUUGUGCCGUUCGAGUAGAAUAGAGAAUCAUGCCUCGCACAAACUUCAGACUGGAGAGCUCCUCAAGCUGGCACUGCUUCGAGUCAGCUCGGCUCGGCUCGGCCGAGGUCAGCAGUAGCUAGGUCGGGUGUG
Molecule: messenger RNA, 2506 nt
Organism: Microdochium trichocladiopsis
Lineage: Eukaryota; Fungi; Ascomycota; Sordariomycetes; Xylariales; Microdochiaceae
Exons: 7
Coding region: 1-2049 (682 amino acids)
Source: RefSeq, a predicted model, not a curated record